AUGUCGCCCAUUCUGGAUUUUGGCCUCGAGCCGGUGCCACGUCAGUUCGAAGAGGCGCAGAAAGUUUGCCUAGCAGCCAUGGGACCGCCGCUGUUCAUCGCUCGAUCCGUCGAGAAAGCCAGCUAUCUCAACAAGCUGCUCGAGGAAGUGAGGAAAAUUGCAGGAGAUGAUCCAGAGCUGGGACUGUCGGUCAAGUACAGACGCACUCAAGAUGACGACAGAUUCGAGAUGUUCGCCACAUACGAAGGGCCCGACGGGCAGACGCUAUCUUUCCUGACGGAUCUCGAGAGCGGGGAGGUCGACUUCUGGAGCUGGGUAUAG
This is a messenger RNA of Fulvia fulva, 321 nucleotides long. RefSeq lists its product as uncharacterized. The record is from RefSeq and is a predicted model, not a curated record. The transcript has 2 exons. Bases 1 to 321 code for a protein of 106 amino acids. Lineage: Eukaryota; Fungi; Ascomycota; Dothideomycetes; Mycosphaerellales; Mycosphaerellaceae.